Messenger RNA from Guillardia theta CCMP2712, 600 nucleotides. RefSeq lists its product as hypothetical. The annotation marks the transcript as partial. The transcript is spliced from 2 exons. NCBI's taxonomy places the organism in Eukaryota, Cryptophyceae, Pyrenomonadales, Geminigeraceae. Gene Ontology annotation, molecular function: protein binding. The record is from RefSeq and is a predicted model, not a curated record.
AUGGAGGAGAAGGCUUGUCUUGAGGGUCAUAAUCACUGGGUGACGAGCGUGGUGAUCAGCAAGGACGGCAGGACGGCUGUCAGCGGGAGCUGGGAUAAGACGCUGAGGGUGUGGGACCUUAGGAGCAUGACGCAGAAGGCUUGUCUUCAGGGUCAUAGGAGUACGCCGUGGAGCGUGGCGAUCAGCGGGAACGGCAAGACGGCUGUCAGCGGGAGUUACGAUGAAACGUUGAGGGUGUGGGACCUUGGGAGCAUGACGCAGAAGGCUUGUCUUGAGGGUGAUGGUGGUCCGAUCAACAGCGUGGCGAUCAGCGGGGACGGCAAGACGGCUGUCAGCGGGAGCUGGUAUAGAACCUUGAGUGUGGUGUGGGACCUUGUCAGCAUGACGCGGAAGGCUUGUCUUGAGGGUCAUAGUAAAGCGGUAGGGAUCGUGGCGAUCAGCAAGGACGGCAAGACGGCUGUCAGCGGGAGUAACGAUAACACUAUGAGGGUGUGGGACCUUGGGAGCAUGACGCAGAAGGCUUGUCUUGAGGGUCAUAGUGGUUGGGUGACGAGCGUGGCGAUCAGCGAGGACGGCAAGACGGCUGUCAGCGGGAGUGGG